AUGGAUCCAUUUUCGAUCGUAGUUGGGGCCGUCGCUCUUACCGAAGCCGCGAACAAGCUUGCCGGAGCACUUACAGAUCGCUACAAAGCAUUCAGCUCUGCCCCGAAACAAAUGAUCGAGAUAGCAAGUCAGAUCACCCUCUGCGCGGGUCUCGUGGAUGUGUUUGCGCGAAGUGUUGAUGGGACCGGACAGGGUUUCCCGAAGCGAUUUGAAGACGAUGCGACGUCGCUUGUCCGCCAGUGCCGAGCCAUUCUGAAGGAUAUCGAUCUCAUGAUUCCGCAUGGGUCGGGGAAGCCGGACUACCAACAGCGUCUCAAGUAUGCGUUCCGGGACGAGAAGAAGGUCAGAAAACAUCAGGAUCGCCUCAAGGAGGUUCAGCACAUGUUUGUUUUCAUGACGACUUGCUGGAUGCACCAGCUGCCGGCUCCUCAGAUGCCUCCGCAACCCAGAGAGCCAACCAUGGGCCCAGCCCCCAUGGGUGCUUUGAGUGUUCCAGCGGCUGCUGGUAGCCAAACCUCCGCGCAACAAGUCCCUAUGCAGCUCAAUUUGAGAGGUGUCGGGGCCAACUCCGACGGUGUGACCUACGAAGCGACUCUUACACUGACGCCAACACCACAACCCGAGGUUGCCGCGGGUAGACUUCUCGAGACAGAAGAGAGGAAGAAAAAGGAAGUCUCUCACGAGAGGGCGUCUGGCAAGACUGAGAAGCCCAAGAUGUCCGAAUACCAAAAGGAGAGUCUGGAGAACAUGCGACGAAGUCCGUACUUCUCAUUGAAGUUAUUGAGGCCGCCAGCAGCAGAGGAGAAUCCAAGAUACAGCCGGAAUGCUGGUGAGCACCAAGAUGCGGAGAUGGCCAAGACGGAACUAGCGGCGAAGAAGGCCGACGAGGAGCAGAAAGCCAAGCUGAGGGCUGAAAUGGAGACGAGGAAGAGUGCGGAGCGGAAAGCAAAGGGCGAAGAACGUCGCGAUUUCGAGCCUUCUUCUCGAGAAGAAGCAGAAAAAGACAUUGGGGAGAUUCUGGCCGGGUGGUUUCAUGACGGGAAAGGCUAUCCGGAUACCGGUAGACCAUCCCGUCCGGGUAAUCUCACUCCCUCAGCGAUACCUUCCUCCCGUCCUACCAGCAAGUCAACAAGUCCAGUCAUACCUCUGGCAACUGUCUACAGCCACGUCGUCGCUCCUGCAGCGGAUCUGUCCAAAGGGUCGGCGGCAUCUCUGGGUCCAUCUCCACCGCCAAUCGUCCGGAUUGUUGAUGACUGGGACUGGCGGUGUGAUGGCUGCAAUCGCAAGUUCUUCUACCACGAUCUGCGGUACAAGUGCCAGGAUUGCUUGAAUUUUGACCUCUGCCCGAGCUGUUUCUCUCACGUCUGGCAUCGUCAUCCAAGGUCGAACUUUGCGGAGCGUUCCGUCUAG
Drepanopeziza brunnea f. sp. 'multigermtubi' MB_m1 is the source of this 1410-nucleotide messenger RNA. RefSeq lists its product as uncharacterized. NCBI's taxonomy places the organism in Eukaryota, Fungi, Ascomycota, Leotiomycetes, Helotiales, Drepanopezizaceae. Gene Ontology annotation, molecular function: zinc ion binding. The record is from RefSeq and is a predicted model, not a curated record.